Molecule: messenger RNA, 3713 nt
Organism: Myotis brandtii (Brandt's bat)
Lineage: Eukaryota; Metazoa; Chordata; Mammalia; Chiroptera; Vespertilionidae
Gene: TBCEL
Product: tubulin folding cofactor E-like
Exons: 8
Coding region: 157-1431 (424 amino acids)
Biological process (GO): protein folding
Molecular function (GO): alpha-tubulin binding
Source: RefSeq, a predicted model, not a curated record
CAGAGAUAAGUGUCAGUUUGUCUGUUUCAGAGGCUGGCUGUGGAAAAUUGCUGGGCUUUAAUUGUUAAUCUCAGUGUGGGGCACUUGGCUUUUGGGGAACAUGAAUUUGAGAGUAAAUGUAUCUACUCCUGAAUUUUGAAAUUUUAGGAAAGGAAGAUGGAUCAACCUAGUGGAAGGAGUUUUAUGCAAGUAUUAUGUGAAAAAUAUAGUCCUGAAAACUUUCCUUACCGCCGUGGUCCAGGGAUGGGAGUCCAUGUCCCAGUUACACCUCAGGGCUCUCCUAUGAAAGAUCGCCUCAACCUCCCGAGCGUCCUGGUGCUGAACAGCUGUGGGAUCACCUGUGCAGGGGAGGAAACCGAAAUCGCUGCCUUUUGUGCUCAUGUGUCAGAGCUGGAUCUUUCUGACAACAAACUCGAAGACUGGCAUGAGGUCAGUAAAAUUGUGUCAAAUGUUCCCCAGUUGGAGUUUCUAAACCUGAGUUCCAACCCUCUGAAUUUGUCAGUUUUAGAAAGAACAUGUGCUGGGUCCUUCUCUGGGGUUCGCAAACUUGUCCUCAAUAACAGCAAAGCCUCCUGGGAGACAGUGCACACGAUCCUGCAGGAGCUGCCAGAUUUGGAGGAGCUCUUCCUGUGCCUUAAUGACUAUGAAACAGUGUCUUGUCCUUCUAUUUGCUGUCAUUCUCUGAAGCUCCUACAUAUAACAGACAACAAUCUCCAAGACUGGACUGAAAUACGAAAGUUAGGAGCUAUGUUUCCUUCACUGGAUACCCUGGUCCUGGCCAACAACCACCUGAACGCUAUUGAGGAGCCUGACGACUCACUGGCCAGGUUGUUUCCUAACCUGCGGUCCAUCAGCCUCCACAAGUCAGGUUUGCAGUCCUGGGAAGACAUUGACAAACUAAAUUCAUUCCCUAAACUUGAAGAAGUGAGAUUGUUAGGCAUUCCUCUUCUGCAGCCAUACACCACCGAGGAGCGCAGGAAGUUGGUAAUAGCCAGAUUGCCAUCAGUUUCCAAACUUAAUGGCAGUGUUGUUACCGACGAUGAGCGCGAAGACUCGGAGAGAUUUUUCAUUCGUUACUACGUGGCUGUUCCACAGGAAGAAGUGCCAUUCAGGUAUCACGAACUGAUCACAAAGUAUGGGAAGUUGGAGCCUUUGGCAGAAGUGGAUCUAAGACCCCAGAGCAGUGCAAAAGUAGAAGUCCACUUUAACGAUCAGGUGGAAGAAAUGAGCAUUCGUCUGGACCAGACAGUCGCAGAACUAAAGAAACAAUUAAAAAGCCUCGUGCAGCUGCCCCCGAGCGGCAUGCUGCUCUAUCACUUCGACCAUGAGGCGCCCUUCGGCCCCGAGGAGAUGAAGUACAGCUCUCGGGCCUUGCACUCCUUUGGCAUUAGGGAUGGAGAUAAGAUCUAUGUGGAAUCCAAAACCAAGUGACCUCCCAGAUUGGACUGCACACCCCAGGACUUCGCAGGGCAGUUUCCUGGGUUUUCUUUAGGAGGGAGAAGAUUGGUUUGGUUUGGUUUUGCUUUGCUUUGUUUGGGGGGUAGAGGUGUAUCCCCCCCCCACCACCCCGGAAUGGGUCGGGGGCUGUUUGAGGUAUUUUUUUACCAAGAUUUCUUUAGCUCUGCCGGCAGAAUUGGCCAAAUCUCCAGCCUGUGUGCCCUCCCUCCCCAAAGGAUGACUGAGAAACCCCGUCUUACUGUGUGCACCGGGCCACCUGCUGCUGGGUUAUCAUUCCGUCAGACCCGUGAGGACGAGGGUGGCAUGGGAGUGCCUCCCUCCGAGGGUGUCUGGAGAAAUCAGGAAACGAGGGUCCUCGCAGGAAGGGCCAGCCCUCCCCCCGUCCCUCUCCUCCCUCCCUCUCGCUCUCUGUGUUCUUUUGGUUCCAUUUCUCAUUGUGACUUAUGUCAGCACGUUUACUAAUGGUUUUAUUCUGUCCAUAAUUAACUUCUCAACUUGGGUGAUUUUUUUUUUUCAUUUCUCCCUUUUGAAAUAAUUUAAAGUGUUUUAAGCAUUUUCUAACCUGAUUCUGACUCAGACACUCACUUAGGAGCUAGGACUCUAUUAGGAGCUUGAAGAAGAGUAGGCGGAGAGUUCAGCUCCAGGAACACUUGCUGUUACUCUGCACAGCCCGACAGAGCAGGCUGGUCUCAGUUUUAAUGUUCAUCACACAUUGUGUCAGCCUUGGCUCUCAUAACAUGGAACAGUCAGAUCCCAGAGGUUUUUAUUUUUUCUGAUUGACUCUUUGUCAUGACUUUAAGCUUCUGAAAAUAGACACCCUAGAGUCAUGCAUAGCUGAGGGCGAGCUCAUGAGUGCAGUGGGGAGCCUGGGGGUGCAUGGGGCGGGCGCUGUGAGGCUUCCUGGGGUCGUCAUUUGAAGGCCCUGCCCCUGCACUUGUCAGGGAAAGAUGGGAACUAGCAUCGGAGGAGCUCUGGUUCCAGUUCUCGCCUGGGACCUGGUGAAGCCAUAAUGGAGGAUUCUCCUGGUUUCACAGUUUCACUUAGUUGCCCCUGCAGCACCACUCUGAUUGGUGAGUGUCCAGACUUCAGAACUGCCUCCACAUCAGAGUUUUUGCAGAAGCAUAUUUAAAGCACUUGUCUUUGAGAUCUAGCUCCUUCCCUGCUCUGAAGUGUUGAUUUGUUCUAUCCCUUUGUCAGUCAGUGCAGGCUCUUGCUUAUAAUGUGUUUUUCUUGGUCCACCGUGUAUAGAGAGAGACUUCGCACAGGCGGGCAGGAGGCAUGCACAGGCAGGAUUUUCAGAGAAUGUAAUCAUUAGGAUGGUUUUUGGCCUUUUAACAUGCUUCCACCACUCCUGUGAAUGUCUUAGGAAAUUCCUUAGGUGGCUUGUAAAUUCUUCAUGUAAAUGGUGUUGUGUUUAUUACUAUUACUUUUUAAAUUUUCCUAUGCCAUAAUAGCAGAAAUUUAUUCUCUUAUGCACUUCAGGUUCAGUGUUUGUAAAGCCUUUGACUCAGGCCUCCCGAGUCCAAUCUAUAUUCACCGAAACAGUAAAGGUGGAAACCAAAGGGAUUGCGAUGACGAUGAGGCCCCGUCUCCUCUCCGGACUUGGUCCUUCCCAGUCAGAACAUGGGCUGUGGGGGCCAUGCUGCGCAGACAAGAGUCAUUAUUUUGCAACCACAAUUUCCCGGCAUAUUUUUGGAAGUGGGCAAAAGUGUGGCCCUAGUGUCAUGAAGGUUAAAACUGUGGAGGCUUUGUGUAUGUGUGCAUGAGUGCAGGCGAGUUUGAGAGAGAAACUGUAUAGUUGAGCCUUUUGCUUUUGUCAGCCAAGGAGAUAGAUGCACCCUUAUUUUUUGAGGUUGUGUGGCCCCUGACUGUCCCCCACAGAAGGCAGAGGGAACACGUGGGUUAUGCUUUAAUCAUAAGUGGGAUGGUCACAAUUGGUAAGCUAUUUUAUAUAUGACAGAGUUCUAUGAAAUGCUUUUGUACUGUAGAGGCCUGCCACCGACUGCAGGUGCACUUCCAUCACACUCGCAUGUCAGGGGACUGCUCCUUUACCUGUGGGUGUGGGUGUUGUAGGGCAUUGUAAUGGAUGGUUUUAAAACUUGCUGAAUAAUUUUUGAUUGAGACAAAAUGUAAUACAAUGACCGGUCUUUUAGAGUUACAGAAGUGAGAAAAGCGAUUGAACAUGUGUACUUGUAGACUUGUUUGGGUGGCUGAGUAAAGAUGCUUCUUUUGAAAUAAAAUUGGUGCUGCAUAGA